Molecule: messenger RNA, 195 nt
Organism: Gilbertella persicaria
Lineage: Eukaryota; Fungi; Mucoromycota; Mucoromycetes; Mucorales; Choanephoraceae
Exons: 2
Source: RefSeq, a predicted model, not a curated record
AUGAUGCCUGAACUUGAAACCAUUGAUCAUCCUGUAGAUAAGGAGCAUUGGGUAUCUGAAAAAAUCAACAUGAUUGUUACUGCAAUAGAAUCGGGCACAGAUGAACUUUCUUCGGAUGAGAAUGUGAGAAAUGCAUCAAGAAGUUUUAGACAGAUAUUUGACAUUUCACAUUCUGAACGCUUUGUUAGCUGUGAG